Colias croceus (clouded yellow) is the source of this 376-nucleotide messenger RNA. RefSeq lists its product as uncharacterized. The coding region runs from base 19 to 357 and encodes 112 amino acids. The transcript has 2 exons. The record is from RefSeq and is a predicted model, not a curated record. NCBI's taxonomy places the organism in Eukaryota, Metazoa, Arthropoda, Insecta, Lepidoptera, Pieridae.
UAGUACAAAUAUACAAACAUGUCGCCUUUAUGGUGGUUUUGCUGUACAUUUGCCCUUUUGGCCAAUCUCGAUGUGUUCGUAGCAUCUCAAUGUCCAGGAUGGUACGAUAGUUCAGCUGGUUACCCAGGCUACCCACCUUAUCCUAUAGUGGUCAAAUCAAAAGAGAAGAACUCAUGGAAGCAUAUCCUCCCCAUCAUUCUGCUGAUGAUGACUGAUGGUGGAUUCGGAAACUCUUCUCCAGGGAACUUCAAUCCAGGACCCUGUUGUUGCAAUGGCUGCUGCUGCUGCAGUAAUGACAGCCCAAUUCCCAUACCCUUCCCCAUUCCAAUCGGCAUAAGUAGCCCUAUUGUUUGUUAAUAAACUUAUUUUGCCAUUA